CGCCCAUCCACGCACAAUUAUUUGUGGGACUUCCGGCUCCAGUUCGCUCACCGCCUACUCCAACCCGCCUGACCCAGCCCCAGGCCCAGUGACAUGCCAUACACCCACCACCCGAGAUCGGGACGCCGCCAUGGCCGCGCUUAGGGACCGGGGGUACGCCGCCAUUAAGCUCUUCGGCCGCACCAUCCCGCUCCUCGACGCCGCGGCCGAGGUUGUCACCAAGCUUGGAAAUGAUGCAAACAGCAAUGAUGUCAUGCCUUGUGUCUCAAACAAGCUUUUGAAUGUCGAAGCAACUCCUUUCUGUUCCAAGAAUAGAGAGCAGAAUGAUCAAGCUAUCAGCAAACAUGGGGUGGAAGUGAGAACUGGUUUCAAAUCUGAGGAGAUUAAAACUGGGUCUGAUGGAUCUGGCCAAGACAAGGUACUCAAGAAGCCUGAUAUAAUCGUGCCAUGCCCUCGCUGCAAUAGCAUGGAAACAAAGUUCUGCUACUUCAAUAAUUACAAUGUUAGCCAGCCUAGGCACUUCUGCAGGAAUUGCCAGAGGUAUUGGACCGCUGGUGGAAAUAUUAGGAAUGUCCCUGUAGGUUCUGGAAGACGCAGAAAUAAGCAUGCCUCUCACUUCCGCCAUGCUAUGAUGUCGUGUGAUGCUAACAUAGCUGCUCCCGGAGAUGUUUCCAAUGAGAUCCACCAUCUAGCUCUUCCACUUUUACCGCAGGUUCUUCCAGGGCCAAUUAAAGAAAAUAAAACAGUAAAGGAGUUCGGAUCUCAAGUGCCAGUUUGUAAGCCUAUGUCCUCAAUCCAUAAUAUUGAAGAACAGAAGGAUACUCACCUUGUUGCCUUGGCCUCUGGUGAUAAUAGCGAAGAACAAUCAUGUCCAUCUCCAGCGACAGUGUCGGGUUGCUCAGAAAAUCAGACGCCGGAUAGCGCAGUUAAAAAAGAACCAAGCAAUGUGUUAGGAUACUAUAAUGGCAUCACAUUGCCUCACCCUCACGGACCUGCUUUGGUGUUUCCCUGGAGUCCUGGAUGGAACAGUAUUGCUGUAAUGGCAGCUGCUCAGUGCUCAACAGAGCCCAUUCAAGGGUUGGAAAAUGUGAAGCACGGUCUGCCGCCGUGGGCGCCUCCAUUGAUGAUGGCAGCUCCAGGAAUUUGCACGCCUGUUGUUCCCUUUCCUAUGAUGCCACCACCACUUUGGAGCUGCAUUCCUGGUUGGCCUAAUGGAAUGUGGAGUUCACCAUGUCCUGGAAAUAAUGGCCCUCCAAACAAAAUCACAUGCUCAGAGGACAAUUCUCCUACACUUGGAAAGCAUUCAAGAGAAUCAGACCUGCAAGAAGAGAAUAGGGAAAACAACGUACAGGUCCCUAAAACUCUAAGAAUUGAUGACCCAGCUGAGGCCACAAAGAGUUCGGUCCGGGAUACUCUAGGCAUCAAACCUGAUGAGAAAGGCAUGUUUAAGCCUUUACAGAUGAAGGUUCUAAAAAAUGACAAGACACCAGAAUCUCCACAGGCUCUGCAGGCCAAUCCAGCGGCCUUUUUGCGCUCUCAGUCGUUUCAGGAGAGGACUUGAGAAGCUUGAUCUUUUGUUUCUAACCAAUGCCAUCAGCCACCAAUGAAUGUUGUUGGGGGAUAUGCCCAGUAUGGUCAGUGUUUUUUGCAGGGCAUCGUCUUGAGUUUAUAUGUUCCUAGACUGCAAGCACUCCUACAGCCAACUCAAAUCAAUUAAAGAUCUACCAGUGCUCAACUUUUUGUUCAGCCAUUGUGUAGGUUGGUGAGAUGUUUCUGCUUCUUCAGGGAGUAUAUUUAUGUAAAACAUGCAGCGAGUUUUCUAAGCACUGGUCAAGUUUGGAAAGUGGCAUGGUUCAUCGAAAUGGUCAGCGAAACAUAGAGAACUAUGGUCUGCUGGAAUUCAGAGCAUGCUCCAUCUGCAAGCAUGAGACCUAUAGCCCUUACAUUGAUGAAGCCAAAAUGUUAAUUAUGAUGUUCUCUUCCGUUUUAGGAGGAUUGAUGCUCUGAUGUUUGUAUGUAGCUAACAUGUUCUCAAGUUUAUGAAAUGAUUGUUAUGCUAA
Triticum urartu is the source of this 2060-nucleotide messenger RNA. NCBI's taxonomy places the organism in Eukaryota, Viridiplantae, Streptophyta, Magnoliopsida, Poales, Poaceae. The record is from RefSeq and is a predicted model, not a curated record.